This is a messenger RNA of Durio zibethinus, 1155 nucleotides long. Lineage: Eukaryota; Viridiplantae; Streptophyta; Magnoliopsida; Malvales; Malvaceae. The record is from RefSeq and is a predicted model, not a curated record.
AAAUUAUAAACAUUACCAAACAUAUCAUUCACAUUAACAGAUUUUCAAAAUUAAAAAGAAAAGGUAAAAAGCCGUUGUAAAACAAGCUGGGCGGUUUCAGUCCAACAGCAACAAAGCGAAGGCAUAUGCUGUCGUUCAAAUGAAAUAGACUCUCUCUCUCUAGAAGAACUUUUCCCUUCUCUCACCCUCAAGAUCUCUCAAAUCAAACCUCCCUAGAAUUUUCCAUUCCAUUUUCCCAUCAAGCAAACAGGCAAGAAAACUUAAACGCAAAUUAAAAAAACAGGAAAUGGACAAAGUGGUGGAAGAAGUGGAGAAGACAAAGAAAGAUGGAUCCAAGAGCAUAUAAAGGAGAUUCAGGAAUAUGGGAAAUCAACAAUGGGGGAAACUAAGAACAAAAAUUUAUUGCCCAGAUUAACUGGGUUGGCUCAAGAUGUUUUGGCUUUGCUUAAUUCAUUGCAGUUUAAUCUUGAUCUUCUUGCUCCACAGCUUCCUACAGAUGAAGAGGUCCAGUCUGCUACAUCUUUACUUGAAACUUGGAGAAGUCAAUGCCAAAGGUUAAUUUAAGCCCCUUUUUUUCCUCUCUUGAUUGGAAAAUUUUGAGUUCUUUUAAAGCAAAGAUGUAAUUUUUUUGGUUAUUUGCUUUUGGGUUUUCAGUUCUUGUUUUAAAAAAUUGAAAAUUUGUAAUCCCAAUGUUAAUGGUUUUAUUUUUAAGCAAAGCUUGUUGCUAGUGUUUUAAUUGCAGUUAAAUGUUCGGAUAGGACUUGAUUGUUAUUUCUGAGAUAUGUUUGAGAUUGAGUCUGAGGAAUGCCAAUUUGCAAGCAAUGGAUAAUACGAGGAAAACUGCUCAGAAAGAGGACAAAGGCUGGAAUGACAUCUGCAGCAGAAACCAUCACAGAAAGCCUUGGCGGUACCCGUCAAUUGAUGGUUCAGGACGUAGAGAGAAGCAGAAGCAUGCUCAUGACUUUUGGUUUGCUUAGGAAUCUGAGAAGAGUAUUCUUUAUUGGUUUGGCAAAUUUGGUUCAGAUUUAUGAAGAACAUAGACUGGUGUUUUGCAUGUGUAGAGGAAUCAAUGGGAGUGUUAAGGAAGGCUGAAAGUGAAUAUAAGGGGCACCGCUUAUUGUUAAUGCGAGCAUGGAAUCUACUGUCCACAAUGCA